CCCAACCCCGCUGCGGGAAAGCGCGGAACGCCUUGAGUCUGGCGCCUUAGACCACUCGGCCAUCCUGACACUGCGACUGCUGCUGCGUUCGGGACAGAGUUAGCGCUGUCGCCACUGCUGAGCCCGCUUCUCUGUGCCCCUGGCCCAUCACGGCGAGCCCGUCUGUGCCCGGGAGGUGCCGGAGAGCAGCCAGGGACCGGCUGGCUUGUCCCGGCCCGGCCGCGGAGCUCCGCCGCAGCGAGGAGGAGCCCGGCAUUACCCACAGGCCCCUGCCCCGCCGCCACUUCCGCCGCGACCAUUUUGUUCUUCAGCGGCGUCAAGGGUACGCGCUCGGCUCUCAUCAUGUUCCCGGUGGCCAGGGCCGCGCAGAGUCUCGCCGCUCGCGGCAUCCAGCACACUGCAGUCAGACACGCUCAUCGCAAGCACCAGCCAACCUUCCACGACAAAUACGGAGCCAUGGUCCUCCUUGGUGGAGCCACCAUGUUCACUGCUGUCUGGGGCUAUGUGUUCACACAGCUUAAAAUUGAGUGGGGCUUUUCACCUGUUGGCAGAAUUACUCCAAGUGAAUGGAGGGAGUAACAGCCUCUGCUUCUAAUGAACUGGUCUAAACUUUCACUGAGAAAAUGGUCAUGUAAUGGCAUUUAUUCCCUGAUUACCACUUGGACAGUGGCAUUCCUGGUCUAAUAAACAUACCUAGAAACUUG
Lonchura striata (white-rumped munia) is the source of this 704-nucleotide messenger RNA. RefSeq names its product cytochrome c oxidase subunit 7B (gene COX7B). Gene Ontology annotation, biological process: mitochondrial electron transport, cytochrome c to oxygen. NCBI's taxonomy places the organism in Eukaryota, Metazoa, Chordata, Aves, Passeriformes, Estrildidae. The record is from RefSeq and is a predicted model, not a curated record. Gene Ontology annotation, cellular component: respiratory chain complex IV; mitochondrion.